This is a messenger RNA of Panonychus citri (citrus red mite), 2484 nucleotides long. Its product is annotated as mitotic checkpoint serine/threonine-protein kinase BUB1 beta-like. Gene Ontology annotation, molecular function: protein kinase activity. Bases 197 to 2326 code for a protein of 709 amino acids. Gene Ontology annotation, biological process: mitotic spindle assembly checkpoint signaling; meiotic sister chromatid cohesion, centromeric. The transcript has a single exon. NCBI's taxonomy places the organism in Eukaryota, Metazoa, Arthropoda, Arachnida, Trombidiformes, Tetranychidae. The record is from RefSeq and is a predicted model, not a curated record.
AUUUUUAGAAAUUUGAACCAAUCACAUUUGUUAGAAUAAAAGUUUGAAUUUAUUUGGUCUUUGUUGUCAAAACUUGAGAGGAAAAUUUUUCAUCUUUUAUUUUGGUGAUUCAAUUAAUCUUUUGACUUUAAUCUUGUUUUAAUUGUGUUUUAUUUUAAUUGUUGUGUGUUUACUGUAGUUUAGUGUAUCAUCUAUUAUGGCUGAUGAAUCGCAACAUGAUGCCAGUUGGUAUCUUUGUAAGGAAAAUGUUCAACCUCUUGCCAAAGGUCGAGAUGUUAGUAAGAUUGAAGAAUCCGCUAGUAAGACUAAUUGUCUGGACAUUGAAAGAGCUUCUUAUGAGGAGAAGAUUUUAUUAGAUGAUGGUGAUGAUCCUCUUCAAAAUUGGUUAGAGUUUAUCGAUUGGAUUGAACAAUCUUAUCCGUGUGGUGGUAAAGAAGGCAGAUUAAUGGAUGUUCUAACUGAUUGUGUUCAACGGUUCAUUGAAGAUUCUCGGUAUGGUGAUGAUGAAAGAUUUUAUUCGGUUUUUGCUCGAUAUCGUCGUCGAUUGUCUGAACCUUUAGAAAAAUAUGAUUCCCUGUUUGCCAAAAAAGUGUUCACUAAACUAGCAAGUUUCUACAUUGAUUGGUCUUGGCUUUUUGAGACUGCUGGUAAUUUUAAAGAAGCUGAUAAUGUUUUAGAUCGUGGUUUGUUGAUUGGUGCUGAGCCUCAAGAUGAGAUAACAACUGCUCGUGUCCAACUUCAAACUAGACUUGCGAAGAAAAUUGUUUGUGGAGAAAUGGAAACAACUACUGAAGAGCCUCAGAGAAAAGCUUUAAUUGGUUUGAAGCCUCGGAUAAAGAAAGAUGUUGCCAUCGCUCCAGUAGAUCGUGUCUCAUCAAUUAAAAUUGGCUCUCAAGGAUUAGCUAGUAGCUCUACUAAAUCAUCAAAUUCUAUUCCUUUAAUUUAUGUCGACGAAGAAAAUAUGACACCUGAUCAGAUUAUGCCAACAGGCUCAGUUAAAUCAUCUAUCGUCACCGAUACUAAAGAAAAUAGUAUGAAACCUGGUAAAUGGUCCGAUUUUCGUAUUAAGAAAAAGCCGAUUGCUGUACCUCGAAGUGAAUUUGUUAUCUAUGAAGAGGAAGAUGAAGAUAAAACAGUUACUGGUGACAGUCCUCUUAAUGCAACCAUAUCAGCUGAUGUAUUCAAAGUGAAAAAAAGAAAUGACGAUUCACCGCCAUUAGUUAAACCAGAAAAUCUUGCCAACCAGAAAUUUUAUUGCGAUUUAGACAGAAUGUACAUUGGUGGAACAGAGUAUUCAUUUGAAGAGAUUCGUUACAAGAAAUUUAUCAAAGCCAAAAAAAUGAAGGAAGACCACAGGAAUCGCCAGGAACACAUGGAGGCUUUACUGCAGAGAAUUGCUGCACUCGAAGAAAAGAUCGCCGAAAGAGAAGAGAAAGAAAAAGAGAAAGAGCAAAAGGAUAAAACAAGUGAAGAAGCUGAGAAAAAAAGAAUUGCUGAUGCUGAAAAAGAACGAGAACAACAAGAAAGAUACCGAGAAAUCAAAGAAAAAGAAAGAAGCUUGAAAGACAAAGAACGAGAAAUUAAAGACCACGAGAGAGAAAACAAAGACCAUGAAAGAGAAUCGAAAGACCAGGAAAGAAUAAGAAUUGACGCUGAAUUACAGGAAAAAGAAGAAAGAAGAGUUCAAAAUGAGCUUGAAAGAUUAGCAAAUGAGUCUGAAAGGUUGAAACAAGAAAAAGAAAGACAAGAAGGUGAAACCGAGCGAAUUAAUGUUGAAAAGGAGAGAAUUAUGCAAGAGAAAGAAAGAAUCAUGCAAGAAAAAGAAAGAGAAAUCAAUGAGAAAGAAAGAGGAAUCAAGAUUAAAGAGAUGGACCAAGCGAUCCAAGGAUUAGAAUCGAAAUUAUCAACACUCAUAAAGUUAUUUCAAGAAAAGAAACCAGAAAAUUGUGAAGUAUCAGCAAUCGUAAGAAAUUUACUAAAUGGUUCUUAUGAUGAGUCUCGAUUCGAUAACACUUUAACCAUGCCGAUUACUAAACCUCCCGUUCCUGUAAAAGAUUUUACAAUUUACAAAGAUGAACCCACAGAGAAUGCACCUCUUAUCCGUUUCGAUAUCAGUGAACCUCCUCGUGGCGGUGAAAGCACUUUAAAGGCCGAUGCUGACACAACCACAUUAAAACAAAAGCUUGAAAAGAUGGACCCAAAGUCCGAUUUUGAACAUAUUCACCGUGGAUCUAUGCAUUACCGUCUAUCAGAAGCAUUCACAAUGAUGGUCCCUCACUCCGAAGAUGAAUGUCUCCCAAAGUCUUGUUCCACUCCCGGAAAAUAAUACUUUCUAUACUUUUUACAAUCAACUGACUAACAAUUGUGAACAAACAAAAAAAUUUCCAAUCAUCCAAUCAAUUUAAUCUUUUAAAAAUGUAUCAACUCACCCAAAAUCCCAUAAAAACACAUUAAACACAAUGUGUGAGAUUACUAAAAAGCAAA